Messenger RNA from Haliaeetus leucocephalus (bald eagle), 1507 nucleotides. It is a transcript of the gene ORMDL2, whose product is annotated as ORMDL sphingolipid biosynthesis regulator 2. The record is from RefSeq and is a predicted model, not a curated record. Gene Ontology annotation, biological process: intracellular sphingolipid homeostasis; negative regulation of ceramide biosynthetic process; ceramide metabolic process. The transcript has 4 exons. Bases 74 to 535 code for a protein of 153 amino acids. NCBI's taxonomy places the organism in Eukaryota, Metazoa, Chordata, Aves, Accipitriformes, Accipitridae. Gene Ontology annotation, cellular component: endoplasmic reticulum membrane.
CGGGCGUGCGGACUUCCUGGAGACGAGCCCCAGGGGCGGGCAGGGACCUGGCAACGGCCGCGGAGCUGCCGGGAUGAACGUCGGCGUGGCGCACAGCGAGGUGAACCCCAACACGCGGGUGAUGAACAGCCGGGGGAUCUGGCUGGCGUAUGUGAUCUCUGUGGGAGUCCUCCACGUCGUUCUCCUCAGCAUCCCAUUCUUCAGCGUUCCUGUGGUCUGGACACUCACCAAUGUCAUACACAACCUGGUCAUGUACUUGCUGCUGCACACAGUGAAGGGGACCCCCUUUGAGACCCCGGACCAGGGCAAGGAUCGCCUCCUCACACACUGGGAGCAGAUAGACUACGGGACGCAGUGCACCUCGUCACGCAAGUUCCUCAGCGUCUCCCCGGUAGUGCUGUACCUCCUCACCAGCUUCUACACCAAAUACGACCCUGUGCACUUUGUCGUCAACACAGCCUCCCUGCUCAGCGUCCUUCUGCCCAAGCUGCCCCAGUUCCACGGCGUGCGGGUCUUUGGCAUCAACAAGUACUGAGGCUUCCAGUGAAGCCGGGGGACAGAGAGGGGACGCAGGAGCGGUGCGAGACACCAGCUAGAGAGCAGGGGUGAGGCGUGAGGAGGGCUGGGCGCAGGGCAGGGACUGCUCUAGCUUUUAGCCAGGGUUUUAGCCAGGUUCCUCCAUCUCAGAGAAGCUCCUCGCUAGGACCUUUAUCUCUUCAGUGAAGCGAGAAGCGCAGCUGAGUGGUACAGAGCGAGCAGUUGCAUCACGUGCGUGUUUCCUUCAAGCUAACCUCCGUGUAACCCUGCAGAAAGCACUUACGAGGGGAGAACUGCUGACUAGUGGGAAGAGUCGCCCACCUACACCUCCCUCAUCCUCAUGUUUUAUAGAUUUCCACCACAAUAAAGAAAUUCAGCGACAGGAGCGGCCUCCUCGCAGUGGGACCAGCCCCGGCUCACAGCUCCCUCCCACCUCUCCCCGCACAGACCAGCCAGUCUUCUUCAAACUGUACUUUUAAUUUAACAAAAGUGAUAAGAAAAAGGUACACUACCAUUUAAAACCCAGCUGCUCUGGGAGUACAAAAAGGUUAGCGAAAAGCAAUCGUGGCCUGCAGCAGCGUUUCUCAGGGUGUUUCAGCUCGGCUGGGGGGGUGGCCAGCUCCCCCUGAGCACCCGGCUCCGGUCGGUGGCAGGCCAAGAGCCUCGCACAGCCCCCAAGGGCUGUUACUCCCUGCUAAGGACCGGCGCAGCUGCCAUGCCACUGCCCAGCCCACGGUUUGGAGAGCUGGGAAACGCCAAACGCUUGGUGAGGUGCCGGACACUCAUAUGUCUCUUGGCAAAAACUGUUCGCGAUACAACUCAAGAUAUUGGUGGCAGCGCGGAACCAGCUCCUGCCUCUGGACUUUGCUUUUUGUAAAAAAAUAAUAAGCUGCUCUCUGUCCCCGGCGCUGAGGGAGGGGGACGAGGGUCCCUCAAGCAAAGUGGAGGCAGGAAAAGCAAAACUGGCAUG